CUAGUGCUCCGGGCGUUCCGGCCUCGCUGCGCCACCCGGCCGCGGUCCCCUGUACUCCUGCCCCGCGGAUGCGUAGAGGCUCAGAGUUGCGCUCGGUUGCAGAGCACGAAAACCUCGCCGGAGCAAGAAAACAGCCUGAAACCCGGAGACCGAGCAGAGCGGUCCUUGGGAGGCAUCCCAGGACAGGGCUGUGCGCUGCUGAGCGAGUACUGACAGGCUGGAAAAUGUCAGUUUACUGUUCAAAUUAUACUGCUUGACAGUGAUGACCCUGGUGGCUGCAGCUUAUACCAUAUCUUUAAGAUACACAAGGACAACAGACAGAGAGCUCUACUUUUCAACCACAGCUGUGUGUAUCACAGAAGUUAUAAAGUUAUUUCUGAGUUUUGGACUUCUAGCCAAAGAAACUGGUAGCCUGGGUAGAUUCAAGGCAUCUUUAAGUGAGAAUGUCUUGGGGAGCCCCAAGGAACUGAUGAAGUUAAGUGUGCCUUCGUUAGUGUACGCUGUUCAGAACAACAUGGCUUUCCUAGCGCUUAGCAAUCUGGAUGCAGCAGUAUACCAGGUGACCUACCAGUUGAAAAUUCCCUGUACUGCUUUAUGUACUGUUUUAAUGUUAAAUCGGACACUCAGCAAAUUACAGUGGAUUUCAGUUUUUAUGCUGUGUGGUGGAGUCACACUUGUACAGUGGAAACCAGCCCAAGCUACAAAAGUUAUGGUGGAACAGAAUCCAUUAUUGGGUUUUGGUGCUAUAGCUAUUGCUGUAUUAUGCUCAGGAUUUGCAGGGGUAUAUUUUGAAAAAGUCUUAAAAAGUUCAGACACUUCCCUCUGGGUGAGAAACAUUCAAAUGUAUCUGUCAGGAAUCAUUGUGACAUUAAUUGGCGCCUACUUGUCAGAGGGAGCUGAAAUCCAAGAAAAAGGAUUUUUCUAUGGUUACACAUACUAUGUCUGGUUUGUCAUAUUUCUUGCAAGUGUGGGAGGCCUCUACACUUCCAUUGUGGUCAAGUACACAGACAACAUCAUGAAGGGUUUUUCUGCAGCAGCAGCCAUUGUCCUUUCUACCAUUGCUUCAGUUAUACUGUUUGGAUUACAGAUAACACUCACCUUUGCUCUGGGUACCCUUCUCGUGUGCGUUUCCAUAUAUCUCUAUGGAUUACCCAGACAGGACACUACAUCCAUCCAGCAAGGAGAAACGGCUUCAAAAGAAAGAACCAUUGGUGUGUGACUUGAGCCUCGGUAGAGUCCUACUGUGACUAAACAGCCUGCAUUAAUCUAGAGCCUUAAAGUCAGUCUCAGAAGGGAGCUUACAUAGCAACGGCAAAGUAACUGUAUGGCCCAAGGAUCAAGCAAGAAGAAAGCUCUGAGAGAACUGGCACAGAGACAACUGCAGACCUGCUGAGGGUCCAGCUGUGUUGUAGAAUGAAGGAAUUUUAUUGUGUGUAUAUAUAAUGUACAUAACACGUAAGGAGAUAAUAUGGUAUUAAAAAAUCACGUGAAGCUACCAAAUCAAGUGAUAAGGUAUGGGCUACUAUCUAAAGAUCGAAGUGCCAAAGCCAUUUUUGUGCUGUCCUGUUGUUCAGGUAUCAGGGGAGGACGACCUCUCCUUGUUCUCCAGUUCAUUCAUGUACAGUAUUUUGUCUCAGUAGCAGUCAAGAGCUAGGUCUUACAAACACAGAAACAACACAGGCUAGUUCAGAAACUGAAUGUGUAACUUCUCAAAUGGAAUCUAUUUUGUAAUUCAGCCAGUGAUUUCUGCGUGGUGACUGGGUACUCCUUUAGUGCUAUAUUUGUGCCAUUCAUUUUCUCAUAUUUCUUUGCUAUUAGAUAUACUUGUCUUCAAGAAAAUUUCUCACUUUUAUACUUUUUUUAAUAAAGUACAGUUGUUGGGGUCUCAAUUUGUGAAAUAUUUCUAUAAUGUUAAUGGGAGAAAUUGAGCAAUAAACUUUAUUUA
Octodon degus (degu) is the source of this 1945-nucleotide messenger RNA. RefSeq names its product solute carrier family 35 member A1 (gene Slc35a1). Gene Ontology annotation, biological process: pyrimidine nucleotide-sugar transmembrane transport. The coding region runs from base 263 to 1219 and encodes 318 amino acids. The record is from RefSeq and is a predicted model, not a curated record. The transcript is spliced from 8 exons. Gene Ontology annotation, cellular component: Golgi membrane. Lineage: Eukaryota; Metazoa; Chordata; Mammalia; Rodentia; Octodontidae. Gene Ontology annotation, molecular function: pyrimidine nucleotide-sugar transmembrane transporter activity.